Thlaspi arvense is the source of this 2859-nucleotide messenger RNA. NCBI's taxonomy places the organism in Eukaryota, Viridiplantae, Streptophyta, Magnoliopsida, Brassicales, Brassicaceae. The record is from the annotation of a GenBank genome assembly.
AUGGAAUCGUUGCCUUCUCCAUUUGGCGACCCAGCCCCAAAUUUAUCGGAUUCGGAGCUCCGAGAAACAGCUUACGAGAUCUUAGUCGCAGCUUGCCGGAGCACCGGAAGUCGUCCCCUGACUUACAUCCCGCAAUCGCCGAAGUCCGAUCGGAGCAACGGAGUGGCGACUGCGGCGCUAUCGCCGUCACCGUCGCUUCAUCGAUCUCUGACGUUGACGGCUGCCAGCAAGGUGAAGAAGGCGUUAGGGAUGAAGAAACGAAGCAGCGACGGAGACGGAGGAGGAGGAGAAUCGUCGGGUCAGACGGAUCGGAUCAAGAAAUCCGUCACGGUGGGUGAGUUGGUCCGAGUUCAGAUGCGAAUUUCGGAGCAGAUCGAUUCAAGGAUUCGAAGAGCACUUCUCAGGAUCGCUUCUGGUCAGCUUGGGAGGCGUGUGGAGACUAUGGUUCUACCUCUCGAGCUUCUACAGCAGCUCAAAGCCACAGAUUUUCCAGAUCAGCAAGAGUAUGAAUCAUGGCAGAGGAGAAACUUGAAGCUUCUCGAGGCCGGCUUGAUCUUACAUCCUCGUGUUCCUUUAAUCAAAUCCGAUAAAUCGGUUCAGCAGCUCAAGCAAACCAUCCGGUCUGGUCUCGAGAGGCCGUUGGAUACCGGGAAGAUCACGGGAGAGACGCAGAACCUUAGGAGUCUUGUAAUGUCUCUUGCUAGUCGCUCCAACAGCAACGGGAUUGGCUCAGAGACUUGUCAUUGGGCUGACGGGUUUCCCCUGAAUCUUAGAAUCUAUCAGAUGCUUUUAGAGUCCUGUUUCGAUGUUCACGACGAGCUAUCGGUUGUUGAAGAAGUAGAUGAAGUUUUGGAGCUUGUAAAGAAAACAUGGCCCGUCUUGGGUAUGAAUCAGAUGAUUCACAACGUUUGCUUUCUCUGGGUGUUGUUUCAUCGGUAUGUUACAACUGGUCAAGUGGAGAAUGACUUGCUUGUAGCGGCACAUAACUUGGUACUUGAAGUCGAGAACGACGCAAAGGAGACGAAUGACCCUGAGUUUGCUAAGAUCUCGAGUUCUGUUUUGAGUUUGAUCAUGGACUGGGCUGAGAAGAGGCUUCUUGCUUACCAUGAUACUUUCAACAUCGAUAACGUCGAGACGCUUGAGACAACGGUUUCGUUGGGGGUUUCGGUAGCUAAAGUACUAGUCGAAGAUAGUUCUAGCGAGUAUAAAAGGAAAAAGAAGCAUGCCGAUUCAGGGCGUGAUCGAGUCGAUACCUAUAUCAGAUCUUCCUUGCGUAUGGCCUUUUCACAGACAAAGAAGAUGGUGGAACAUAGCAAGCGGUCAAAAUCUCGUCAGAGCACGAGCAAUCUCCCGGUUCUUGCGAUUCUUGCAGAGGAUAUUGGUCAUUUGGCUUUCAACGAGAAGGCGAUAUUUAGUCCAAUCUUAAAGAACUGGCAUCCUCUUGCAGCUGGUGUGGCUGCAGCGACGCUUCAUUCGUGCUAUGGAACUGAGCUGAAGAAAUUCGUGUCGGGUAUCACCGAGUUGACGCCGGAUGCUAUAAGAGUACUCACCGCUGCAGAUAAGCUUGAGAAGGAUCUGGUUCAGAUCGCGGUUCAAGAUGCAGUAGAUAGUGAAGAUGGUGGGAAAUCGGUUAUAAGAGAGAUGCCUCCUUUUGAAGCGGAAGUCGUUAUUGGCAACCUUGUGAAAUCGUGGAUCAAGACCCGAGUCGAUAGACUCAAGGAGUGGAUUGAUCGGAAUCUUCAGCAAGAGGUAUGGAAUCCGAGAUCGAAUAAACUCGGUAUUGCUCCUUCUGCUGUGGAUAUACUCAGGAUGGUAGAUGAGACAUUGGAAGCGUUUUUCUUGUUGCCGAUACUGAUGCAUCCCGUUUUACUCCCUGAGCUAACGUCGGGUCUCGACAAGUGCAUGCAGCAUUAUGUAUCAAAGGCGAAAUCUUCCUGCGGCUCGCGGAACACGUUUCUACCCGCAUUGCCCGCUUUAACGAGGUGCACAGUCGGGUCGAGACUACACGGUGUCUUCAAGAAGAAGGAGAAGCCGAUGGUGGCUUCUCACAGGAAGAAGUCGCAGCUCGGGACGAGUAAUGACUCGGCGGAAAUACUUCAGUUCUGCUGCAGAAUCAACACUCUGCAUUACAUCAGGACGGAAAUCGAAUCAUCCGGAAGAAAAGCGUUGAACCGUCUCCCGGAAUCCGAGAUAGCUGCUUUCGAUGGUAAAGCCAAGAUCUUUGAGCAGUCGAUCGGUUACUGCUCGAAAGGAAUACAGCAGUUGUCUGAAGCGACCGCUUACAAAAUCGUAUUCCACGAUCUGAGCAACGUUCUGUGGGACGGUCUGUACGUGGGAGAAGUCUCUUCCUCGAGGAUCGAAUCCUUUCUUCAAGAGCUCGAACGGUGCCUUGAGAUUAUCUCAUCAUCCGUUCACGAUAGAGUCCGGACCAGAGUCAUCUCAGACAUCAUGAGAGCUUCUUUCGAUGGGUUCUUACUGGUCCUGCUCGCAGGUGGACCAUCGCGUGGCUUCACGGUUCAGGAUUCCGCUGCGGUAGAUGAGGAUUUCAAGUUUCUAUGCGAUCUUUUCUGGUCCAACGGAGACGGGUUGCCUCUGGAUUUGAUCGAGAAGGUUUCGACGACGGUCAAGAGUAUACUUCCGCUGCUGCGUACGGAUACGGAGUCUCUGGUUGAACGGUUUAAAGCGGUGUGUCUCGAGAAUCAUGGUUCCGACAGAGGGAAGCUUCCGUUACCGCCGACUUCUGGUCCGUGGAGUCCGACAGAAGCAAACACGCUGUUAAGAGUCUUGUGUUACCGUUACGAUGAGUCUGCGACUAAGUUUCUGAAGAAAACGUAUAACUUGCCGAGGAAGCUAACUUGA